AUAUAUCCCAAGGAUAUGGAAGCACCGGCUGGCGGUGUUGAUGACAUGACAAAGCUAUCUUAUUUGCAUGAGCCAGGAGUCUUGCAGAACUUAAGAACCAGAUAUGAACUCAAUGAAAUUUAUACUUACACAGGAAACAUUCUAAUUGCAAUUAACCCGUUCCAAAAGUUACCUCAUUUGUAUGAUACUCAUAUGAUGCAACAAUACAAGGGAGCACCGUUUGGUGAAUUGAGCCCCCAUGUAUUUGCAAUUGCAGAUACAUCUUAUAGGGCCAUGAUUAAUGAAGGAAAAAGUAAUUCAAUUCUGGUGAGCGGUGAAAGUGGAGCAGGUAAAACUGAGACGACCAAAAUGCUUAUGCGGUUUCUUGCAUAUUUGGGUGGCAGAAAAGCGACCGAAGGCCGCACAGUUGAACAGCAAGUUCUUGAAUCAAAUCCAGUUCUUGAAGCUUUCGGCAAUGCUAAAACCGUUAGGAAUAACAAUUCCAGUCGUUUUGGCAAGUUUGUUGAGAUCCAAUUUGAUAAGCACGGGAGGAUUUCGGGAGCCGCUAUCAGGACUUACCUUCUAGAAAGAUCUCGUGUUUGCCAAGUAAAUGAUCCUGAAAGGAACUAUCACUGUUUUUACCUGCUUUGUGCAGCACCACCAGAGGAAAUUGAGAAGUACAAAUUAGGAAGCCCACAAUCGUUUCACUAUCUUAAUCAAUCAAAAUGCUUCGAGCUUGUUGGUGUGAAUGAUGGAAGUGAAUAUCUCGCCACAAGGAGAGCUAUGGAUAUUGUUGGAAUAAGUAAAAAAGAACAGGAAGCAAUUUUCAGAGUUACUGCUGCUAUACUUCAUCUCGGAAAUAUUGCAUUCACUAAAGGGAAAGAAGUUGAUUCUUCGGUCCUAAAAGACGACAAAGCUAAGUUUCAUCUCAAGAUGGCGGCAGAACUUCUUAUGUGCGACCCUGUUGGCUUGCAAGAUGCAUUGUGCAAACGAGUGAUGAUAACUCCUGAAGAAGUUAUUAAGAGGCCUCUUGAUCCUCUCAGUGCAUCAUUUAGCCGAGACGGUUUGGCUAAAACAAUAUAUUGCAGAUUAUUUGAUUGGUUGGUGAAUAAAAUCAACGUAUCGAUUGGACAAGACGCGACUUCAAAAUGUCUGAUCGGCGUGCUUGAUAUCUAUGGUUUUGAGAGCUUUAAGAACAACAGCUUUGAGCAAUUUUGUAUUAACUUCACAAAUGAGAAACUACAGCAACACUUUAACCAGCACGUCUUUAAGGCGGAGCAAGAAGAAUAUAAAAAAGAGGCUAUCAAUUGGAGCUACAUUGAAUUUGUUGAUAACCAAGAUGUUCUAGAUCUCCUCGAAAAGAAACCUGGUGGUAUCAUUGCUCUCCUUGAUGAAGCUUGCAUGUUCCCAAAGUCGACGCAUGAGACAUUCUCAAACAAGCUUUAUCAGACAUUCAAAAAUCACAAACGCUUUAUAAAGCCCAAGUUGUCGCGCACGGAUUUCACAAUUGCUCAUUAUGCUGGUGAGGUGCAAUAUCAAUCUGAUCAAUUUCUUGACAAAAAUAAAGAUUAUGUGGUCCCCGAACACCAAGAUUUGCUGAGCGUUUCCAAGUGUUCCUUUGUGGCCGGCCUUUUCCCUCCUGUAGCUGAAGAGUCUUCCAAAUCAUCUAAAUUUUCUUCAAUUGGUUCCCGUUUUAAGCUUCAAUUGCAACAACUGAUGGAAACACUAAACGCUACGGAACCUCACUAUGUUAGAUGUGUAAAGCCUAACAAUAAACUGAAACCUGCCAUAUUUGAAAACCUCAACAUCAUGCAACAACUGCGUUGUGGUGGUGUUUUAGAGGCAAUCAGAAUCAGUUGUGCCGGUUACCCUACACGUCGUGCAUUCUUUGAAUUUAUAAACAGAUUCGGACUUCUUGCACCAGAAGCCUUGGCAGGAAGCUUUGACGAAAAGACGGUAUGCACAAAGAUCUUGGAAAAGAUGGGACUCAGCGGCUUUCAGAUAGGUAAAACAAAGGUAUUCUUGAGAGCGGGACAGAUGGCAGAAUUAGACGCAAGGAGAGCGGAGGUUCUCAGCAAUGCAGCGGGAAUAAUUCAAAGACGAAUAAGAACUUAUAUUGCUCACCAGCAGGUUACCGCGUUACGCAAGGCUUCAAUUUUCUUACAAUCUUUCUGUAGAUGUAGACUGGCUUGUAAAAAGUUUGAAGAACUGAAAAGAAUUGCAGCAGCUAUAAAAAUUGAGAAACACGUGCGUAAAUGGCGUGCUUGGGCAGCCUAUACUAGACUUCGGGCAUCGGUUCUUACGGUACAAACAUAUAUACGUGCAGUUGGCGCUCGUAAAAUGUUCAGACACCGAAAGGAAACUAAAGCCGCAAUUAAAGUUCAGACUCGGUGGCGUUGUCAUAAAAAAUCUGCGGAUUAUAAAAAACUGAAGAAAGCAUCCAUAGUUACACAAUGCAGAUGGAGGGGAAGAAUUGCAAAGAAAGAGCUUAGAAGACUUAAACAGGAAGCACGAGAUCAUGGUAAACUUAAAGAAGCAAAAGAUAAGCUCGAGAAACAGAUGGAGGAACUAACAUGGCGUUUACAGCUGGAGAAACGUUUAAGGAUUGAUUUGGAAGAAGCAAAAGCACAAGAUUUGAUUAAAUUUCAAAAUUCUCUGGAAGAUAUGCAAAAGAAACUUGAUGAAGCAAAUGCAAUCGCAGCUAUGGAAAGAGAGGCAGCGAGAAAAGCUAUUGACGAAGCACCUAAGGUUGUUGAGGAAAAAGAGAUUGUUAUCGAAGAUACUAAGAAAAUUGAAUCUCUGAAUGAACAAGUUAAUGAUUUGAAGGCGAAGUGGGAGUCAGAAAAGAAACGUGCCGAUGAUCUGGAAGUAUGUAGUGAAGAAAGACGUAUUAAGUUGGAAGAAACAGAAAAGAAAGUGGUUCAUUUACAGGAGUCCAUGAGCAGGCUGGAAGAGAAGUUAAAUAACUUAGAAUCAGAAAACAAAGUCUUCCGCCAGCAAGCGGUAUCCAUGGCACCUAACAAGUUCCUCUCAGGCCGUUCCCGCUCUAUUAUUCAGAGGACACAUAGCGGUACUUUAAUCGGAGAUAGAAAGUCAUCUUUGGAUCCGAAUAGCCCUUCAGUGGGACAACGAGAUCUUGCGGAAAUAGAUGACAAACCACAAAAAUCACUCAAUGUAAAACAAAUUGAAAAUCAAGAGUUGCUUCUUAAAUGCAUUGCACAACAUUUAGGCUUUGCAGGGAACAGACCAAUAGCAGCUUGUAUUAUUUACAAAUGCCUUUUGCAAUGGAGAUCUUUUGAAGUUGAGAAGACAAGUGUUUUCGAUCGUAUCAUUCAGACCAUAGGCAAUGCGAUAGAGAAAAGGCAGGAUAAUAAUGAUGUAUUGGCCUACUGGUUGUCCAAUGCUUCUACUCUUCUGCUUCUACUCCAAUGCACACUAAAAGCAAGUGGGGCCACAUCUGGAAUCGGCCCACAGCGUCGUCGAUCAUCAGCCGCACUUUUUGGCAGGAUGACAUCUAGUCUUCAAGGAACUCCACGUGCGGCUGAUCUUUCCUUUGCAAAUGGAAGUCUGGGUAAUGAAGUUGAAGGGUUUAACAAAGUGGAAGCGAAGUAUCCAGCUUUGCUUUUCAAGCAGCAGCUUACCGCAUACGUUGAAAAAAUAUAUGGAAUGAUUCGCGAUAAUUUGAAAAAAGAUAUAUCUCCAUUGCUAGGGAUGUGCAUUCAGGCACCGAGAAUCUCCAGAGCGAGCCUAGUGAAGGGAUCGUCGCGUUCGGUUUCUAGUACAGCUCAGCAAACCGUAAUUGCUCACUGGCAAGGAAUUGUUAAGAGUCUUGGAACUUUCUUAAACAUUUUAAAAACAAAUCAUGUGCCGCCAUUUUUGGUGCGCAAAGUGUUCACGCAGAUAUUCUCAUUCGUCAAUGUUCAGCUAUUUAACAGCUUACUUUUGAGGCGUGAAUGUUGUUCGUUUAGUAAUGGUGAGUAUGUGAAAGCGGGGUUGGCUGAAAUAGAACACUGGUGUUACAAUGCAACUGAUGAGUAUGCAGGUUCGGCGUGGGAUGAACUGAAGCAUAUACGACAAGCUAUUGCAUUUCUGGUUGUACAUCAAAAACCGAAGAAAACAUUGGAUGAAAUAAGACGUGACCUAUGCCCGAUUCUUAGUAUACAACAGUUGUAUCGGAUCAGUACGAUGUACUGGGAUGACAAGUACGGCACACAAAGUGUAUCCGCGGAUGUGAUAUCCAGUAUGAGGUCGUCGAUGACCGAAGAAAACAGUGUUGCAAGCAAUUCUUUCCUGUUGGAUGACGACUCGAGCAUUCCAUUUUCACUUGAUGAUAUAUCAAAAACUAUGGAUCUAAUUCAUAUCUCAGACAUCGAGCCUCCACCUCUAAUUCGUGAAAACUCGGGAUUUAGCUUUCUGUUACCACGUAUUGAGAGCCACUGACGCGCUUUCUAACCGUUUUUGGGUGCUAAUUAAUUUCAUUUCUGGUGAUAAUAUAAAAAUGUUUGUAUUGAAGAACUAGAAAGAGGAUGGUUGUGUAGAUCUGCAUUUGCAGGUGUUUUGUAG
Helianthus annuus (common sunflower) is the source of this 4542-nucleotide messenger RNA. Its product is annotated as myosin-11. The transcript has 36 exons. The record is from RefSeq and is a predicted model, not a curated record. The coding region runs from base 16 to 4419 and encodes 1467 amino acids. Gene Ontology annotation, cellular component: vesicle; myosin complex; actin cytoskeleton. Lineage: Eukaryota; Viridiplantae; Streptophyta; Magnoliopsida; Asterales; Asteraceae. Gene Ontology annotation, biological process: actin filament organization; vesicle transport along actin filament. Gene Ontology annotation, molecular function: ATP binding; actin filament binding; microfilament motor activity.